AUGGACUUAAUAACUGUAGUAGGCUAUGUUAUAAUCGCUUGGUUUGGUAUAAAGCUGUACAAUCAUGUUUGGCACAUUUUGUACCCAUAUGUAAUUGGAACGCCUAAGAAUUUGAAGAAGCUGGCUGGUGCUAAAUGGGCUGGUGUGUUUUGAUGUCAAAUUUUGUUGGGCAGGGUAAUGUAGGAUAGGGUCGCUUACGAAAUUAAGGUAGGGUAUAGUAUAGUAGGGUAAGAUAUAGUGCCACAGGAUAGGGCAAUUUAAGUUAUUGUAGGACACAGCAGGAUCAGUUAGUGAAUAUCAGGACAAGGUCAGGUAGGGCAAGUAAGGUAAGAUAGAGUCGGUUAGGGUAUUGGCUGGCAAGGUAGGACUGGUUAAGGCAUUUUAGGACAGGGCAACAUUACUUAAAGCAUUUUUAGGUAGGGUAGGGUCGGUUAGGGUAUUGUAGGGCAGCGCAGGACCAGUUAGGGCAUUGGUGUGUGGGUUAGGGUAUGGUAGGUAGGGUAGGGUAGGGUAGGGUAGGGUAGGGUAGGGUAGGGUAGGGUAGGGUAGGGUAGGGUAGGGUAGGGUAGGGUAGGGUAGGGUAGGGUAGGGUAGGGUAGGGUAGGGUAGGGUAGGGUAGGGUAGGGUAGGGUAGGGUAGGGUAGGGUAGGGUAGGGUAGGGUAGGGUAGGGUAGGGUAGGGUAGGGUAGGGUAGGGUAGGGUAGGGUAGGGGAGGGUAGGGUAGGGUAGGGUACGGUACGGUACGAUACUGUACUUUACGAUGGGGCAAGCAACUAAAAGCUAUAGUGAAAUGGGCGUGGUAAAGAACUUGUGCCAUUAAUGACAUUUUUAGUUAUAACCGGCUCGACCGAUGGGAUUGGCAAGGCUUAUGCGUUCGAACUGGCUUCGAAAGGCUUUGAUAUUGUUUUAGUGUCAAGGUCAGAAGAGAAACUGGCAAAGGUGGCUGAAGAACUGAAGAAACAACAUCAAGAUGUUGAAGUAAAGACACUUACUUUUGAUUUUUCCGAAAGCGAUCCAAAAGUUUAUGGAGAAAAGUUAUUGAAACACUUGGAUGAGAUUGAGAUUGGCAUUUUUGGUAUGUUUUUGGGCUUGAAUUUUGUUUUAUUUAGAUUUUUAGGCUUAUAUUAGGCAAAAAAUUAGGCCUUAAGCUUAGAUUAGGCUUUAAAUGAGGUUCUAGGCAUUUAUUAGGCUUUACCUUAGCUUUUAGGCUUAUAUUGCUGCUUAAGUUAGUUUUUAGACUUAUACUGGGCAAUAACCUUGAUUUUAAACGUAUAUUAGGCUUAAUUUAGAACUUAGGUUUAAAAUGGACAUCAAUUCUUAUUAAUGGGUUUAUAUUAGGUUUUAGGCUUAACUUUUUGGUUUUGGGCUUAUAUUAGGCUAAAAUUUUAGUUUUAGGCUUAAGUGUAACUAACUCUGCAUUUUAGGCUUAAAUAAGGCUUAAAUUUUUAGUUUUGAGCCAACUUUGAAAAUAGGCUUAUAUUAGGCUUGAGUUUUAACUUUAGGCUUAUUUAUGGCAAAAAACUUAGUUUUUAUAUUAAAAAUUGUAUGUGAGUUUUAGUAAACAACGUCGGUCAAAUGUUUGACUACCCAGACAAACUUCACGAAGUCCCUGGUGGAAUUCCAAAGCUCUCCAGCAUGUUACACAUCAAUGCCACAUCCCUAACCAUACUAUCAGCCUAUGUCCUAAAGCAAAUGCAUCAAAGAAAGGCUGGAAUUUUGGUUAACGUAUCUUCAUCAGCUUCAGUAUGGCCUUUAACGUACUGGAAUGUCUAUUCAGCUACGAAAAAGUACGUGGUUUGGUUGACUGAGACGUUGAGAAGAGAGUACUGUGACAGUAAUAUCACUAUACAAACGCUGAUACCGUUUAUGGUCGAUACGAACAUGGCUGCCAACUUUAGGGAUGCUAAAAUGCCAAAGGUUUUUAGACCGGAUGUAAGUUUUUGCCUUGGCCUUGCCCCAGCCUUGCUUUGGCAUUGCCCUGGCCUUGCCUUUGCCUUGUCUUAGCCUAGCUUUAGCCCUAAUCUUAGCUUUAGUCUAGCUUUACUCCUAGCUUCAUCCCAGUUUAGCCCAGCCUUUUCCUUAGCCCUAAGCAUAGUAUUAAAGUGAGUCUUAGGUCUUGUCCCAGCCCCAGCUUUAGCUUGAAUCUCAGACUUAACUCCAGCACUAAUCCCAAUAUUAGCCCCAGCAGCUUCAAUCCUAUUCCUAGGUUUUGUCUUUUCUUUAGUCUUAUUCAUAGUAUUAACCUUAAGUCUAGCAAUUGUUUUAACUUUAGCUUUAACUUUAAUCUUUGCGUUAGUCUAGCCUUAGCCUUGUCCAAGGUUUUUACUGUAUUGUAAUUUUAAAUUUAAAGGACCUGUCUGGGUGUCGAAAAAACCCCGUUUGAACAAAACGCCGUAAAGUGGCGUGCUGUUUCCAAUCAAUAAAUCGCGGCGGGACCAAAUGGAAACUCUCACGUAAAAUAUUAUUUUUUCGCAAAAUAUUAUUUGGGUUUUCACGUUAAUAUUGUUGAAAGUGUUGUAAAUCUAUGUUUACUACAAUUAUUGCUUGAAAUCUUAAAAUUAUAUCUUAAUAUUCACUUUUAUAAUUAGAUAGGUGAAUAUUUCGAUGUGUUUUUGAGGUUAUUGAGCUAAAUUCGAGUAAAAUAAGCUCGAAAUUGUGUAAGUUAUGAUAGAUAACAACCUCAGGGUUAAAUUAAAGAUUGAUUAAAAGGUGUCUAAUAUUAAUUUAGUUUCAGGUGGCAAUUAACUUGUGUCAGUGACGUCUACAUUCAGGUACAGCGCCCAUAUCCUUCAACAAAACACUAUUUCAGGCCAAUCAUACAUAUUCCUUCGAGAUGAACGUAAAAGGUACGUGUUUUGAUGUUAUUUUGUUAGGAUUUUUAGGUAUCUUCCCCAUAGAAGGUUAAAGGAUAGUUUGCUUUAAUCUUUAUUGAUAUACCGAGUUUUUUGAUAAAUUCUGGGUCAACUCGGUUCAUUAAAAGUUUUGUUGUUACCUAAAACUUAAAAGGCAACAUAACUUAUUGAAUUCAAAACUAUAUUGCGUUUAGCAUAUUAGAUUUUAAUAUAAAUAACAUAAUCUUCCUUCUAAUUGUAAAUUAAUGGUCUGCACAAGUUCUAAACUUAUUUUUUAGGCAAUCUUACAUCAAGCUCAAUCAAUACCUAUAUUAUUUUUUAAACUACGCAUUUUACAUUGACAAGAACAUGUCUUAUACGUAUGAAUAAAGGUCUUUCAAUUAUAAUGAGUCUUUUGCGGUGUAAUGUCAGUUUCUCAAGUCUGUAUCUGUCUCGAAAAAAGAAUCUAUUGUUUUAACUCGUAAUAAGAUGAUCAAGUGCACAGUUUGUGAAGUUCCAAUGCCACCUUUUGCAACUUUUCCAAUCGAUUACGCUGAACGUGAAAUGUGGUGCCGAAGGUUCCAAUGAUAAUGGCACAACCAGAAGCAGAAGAAGCGAGGGUGAAAUCACGUGGCAGUGAACAACAAUUUCCAGGCGAACAUACCUAAACACCAGAGUAAAAUAAUAUCAAAAACUUAUGUUUUCUUUCGUCUUUUAGAAAUAUGGAUGCGUAACUUGACAGAAGAUGGCUGGAACACAAGAUAUUGCAAUCCUGAAACUAAAUUAAUAUUAGACACCUUUUAAUCAAUCUUUAAUUUAACCCUGAGGUUGUUAUCUAUCAUAACUUACACAAUUUCGUGCUUAUUUUACUCGAAUUUAGCUCAAUAACCUCAAAAACACAUCGAAAUAUUCACCUAUCUAAUUAUAAAAGUGAAUAUUAAGAUAUAAUUUUAAGAUUUCAAGCAAUAAUUGUAGUAAACAUAGAUUUACAACACUUUCAACAAUAUUAACGUGAAAACCCAAAUAAUAUUUUGCGAAAAAAUAAUAUUUUACGUGAGAGUUUCCAUUUGGUCCCGCCGCGAUUUAUUGAUUGGAAACAGCACGCCACUUUACGGCGUUUUGUUCAAACGGGGUUUUUUCGACACCCGGACAGGUCCUUUAAACAAAAUUUCUUAUGAAAAAUCUAUUUUAGGCUGUAUCAUUCGCCAAGAGUGCGGUAAGAACAAUUGGGUUGGUGGACGAGACCACCGGUUGUUUGUUCCAUCAGAUUCAGAAGGAAAUCGUUGCUGGUUUUUUGCCAAACUUGUUUCUCGAAGCCGGGUGUAACAAGUUUGCCAUGGAAAUUCGGGACAAAAUGUUGAAAAUACAGUAA
Messenger RNA from Bursaphelenchus okinawaensis, 4203 nucleotides. NCBI's taxonomy places the organism in Eukaryota, Metazoa, Nematoda, Chromadorea, Rhabditida, Aphelenchoididae. The record is from the annotation of a GenBank genome assembly.